This is a messenger RNA of Acanthoscelides obtectus, 7353 nucleotides long. Lineage: Eukaryota; Metazoa; Arthropoda; Insecta; Coleoptera; Chrysomelidae. The record is from the annotation of a GenBank genome assembly.
UUCAAAAGCCGCGCGUUCGAGUCCGCGCCCGCUCGAUUAGUUCCGAUUUCUCCCGGCAUCUCCCGAAGUGUCAGAAACGAACUGCUGAUAACUGCGGCAAGGGUCUUGUAACCUUUCAUCUUCACUCGAACCAACUUAGAUACAAUUCCCAAUGAUUUGCUCAUGAUAAUAAUGAUUUACACGCGUUAUCAAGGUGUUCCAGUGGUGUUUGAUAGUUUUGAUUGCUUGUGAGUCCGCAGAUAAACGUUCAAACUGGCGACCGACAGUGAUAGCAAGUCAAACAUGGCUUCUUCUGCUAGAAUUAUUCAAAGUAAUUCCGCGUGGUUUCAGAAAAAUGUAAAUCUGAGACCACAGCAUCGGGGUGUCCAUUUGGUCACCGAAGAAAUCCUGAGACAGAUACCAGAACUUUCCCAAUUUGCCAUGGGAUUAUGUCAUGUGCAAAUUUUGCACACAAGUGCUAGUUUAGCACUGAAUGAAAGUUGGGACCCAGAUGUAAGAGAUGACAUGGAGAUGAUGCUAAACAAGAUUGUUCCAGAAGGAUUACCAUACAGACAUUCCUGUGAAGGCCCUGAUGACAUGCCCGCUCAUGUAAAGGCAUGUUUUCUGGGUUCAUCAUUAACCAUUCCCAUAACAGAAGGCAAACUAAACUUGGGCAAGUGGCAAGGUGUUUGGCUGUGUGAACAUAGAGAUCUUGCAGGAUCUCGAAAACUUCUUGUCACAAUAAAUGGUUGCUUACGGGACGAUGCCGCAUGCACCCCUUUGUCACCUGUCAGCCCCAUGGCCAGUACGAGCAGCUAGGGAAAACACUCGGGGCACUCAUUGUCCAAGCAUUGACUGCCCCGAGUUAUCCAAUAGAUCAUUCGCUGAUCACACAUCUCGACAAUAUGUACAUAUUUGUACAUUGUAAAAUAUUUGCAAGCAUUUGAUUAAAUUCUUAUUUUCCAUUUAUGUUUUGUUGUUUUAUUUGUUGAGUUUGGAUGGUUGGUAGAUUAAAGAGGAGGAACAGGGUUUCAGGUGCCAGGAUGUGACUUUUUUGCACAAUUAAAUAUUAAUUCAAUCAGUACUGUUUAUGGAUGAAACUUAUAACCUUUACAAAGAAUAACAUUUUUUGAUUAUGCUAACUUCAUUGAUUUGGCGUUCCCCAAGGUCGAUGGCUAUUCUAUCCACAUAUAAAGGCCCAGUUUGAACGACAUAGACUCGGAUGCAUCUUGUAUUAUGUCAACCAACUGACAACACUAAGACAGCACUUUGCUCUCUUGCAUACAAGUUGUGCAAAGUUGUACAAAAUCUUUGGAAAAAUACUUGCCUUAGGAAGCCUUUGGAAUAUCAAAAUCGGAUCAGUUAUCAUAUUAAGAGUAAGUUAUGAAAUUAGACUUAAAUGAUCUUUUGAUCAUGGCAAUAUGAUUAUGAAAUUCUGUUCCUCUUAAGUGAGAGCUGUGCAAUUUUUGAAAGGUAAAAACGUUUGUAAUGUAGCAUAUUCAAAUAUGGGCUAAAUUUUCACCAGCACAGAUUUUGUCCUAUGAUAUUAGAGGAUAAUAGUAGCUAUACUUGAUUUGUUGAAACAAAGUUUGUUGAAUUUUUCAAGUAGACUGCAACGUAUACAUUGGAACGAAUUUAAAAACUUUUUGAAACAUAUAUUUGAUCUUAAGGCAGAAAUCAUAGUGGGUGUAUUUAUGUAGAUAGGAAACUGAAUGUGCUUUUGAUUUGUAAUUUUAAAAAAUAUAGUACUUAUAUGAUAACCUAGUUGUGCAGUAUACACAGUAUAUUUUUACUCAACAUACUGAUCUUUGAAUUGAAUAGAAUACAUUUUUGUGUUUUUGUAUAUGUAUGAAAUCACGUCGUCAGAAUAACAAGAACAAAUUGCUUUUUCCAUCAUUUUCCAACAUUUUGAAAAUUCGCCUAACUGCCUAACAGUUCCUAAUUUGUUUAGAAAUCACCGUUUAUUUCUCUAAUACAUACUGCCUGUAAAAUAUGAUGUCGCAUUGUACUUAUACAUACAUAUUAUCCAGUGGUGUAGUCCCACUUUAAUUAUUUAUUAAUAAUACUAAGUUUAUGUUGAGCAAAAAUGAUGCAGUUCUUACAUUCUGCACUAACUUCUGUGACUUCAGACCAAUGAAACAGUCUUAUAUACUUAAAUGCCUAGAUAAGGUAGACUACACCACUGAGUUCAUUGGAGUGGAGAGUGCCUAAUUUUUAUGAAUCCCUGUUGCUUAAUUUUCAGCGCCUUUUCUUUUUUAAGUAACUAGACGUCUGACAAUAAUGUGUUUUUCGUUUUCAAUGCGUUUGGCAGUCUGCUUGUACAAUGUACAGGGUACCUAAGUUUUUUUUACGAGGAAUUCUGACUUUUCGACUAUUAUUUUUCAUUGAGCGCAUUUAGGAAACAAAAAAGCCUUAGCGUUUUAAGGCCAUUGUCAAUUUGAUAUCGAACUCAAUAUGGCGAGUGCUAAAACUGUGUAAACCUUACCAAAUAUCAAUUAUUCCGCGUCACAACAAACGCGGUCGCUCGAUUUUUUUUAUUAAUUCGCCUCUAUUAGCUUAUUGUUGUGUUCCCGCCAAACAGACGAAUUGUAGUGCGAGCCUUAGCGGAUCGAGAACCUGUCUUUGUUUGAUGUGGCGUAAAUGCUAUGUGCAUAGAAUAUAUAGGACUCUAUUGUCUGUCCAAAUCAAACCACAUAAAUGUUUUAAUUUCUCUUUAUUGAACGACGUCACGGCCACGGUUACGUCUAUCCGAUAUCAAAUCUGACCUGAUGCAACCAUCACCACAUUUUCAGAUUUUAUGGUUGUUUGAAACAUUUUGUUGAAAAGUCCAUACCCCGUUAUCAAUUUUGGGUCACCAGGUACAUACUGUUGUAAAUAAAAUAAAUUACGGGUUGUAUAUAGUGUGUGUUAUGGACUGAAUACGUCUGUCUUCCUCCCCCUUUUAGCAAUAUCUAACUAGAUACCCCUUCCUAAAUCCCCUCCUUUGUGGCAAAUGAGAAAAACAACGACCAUUUAUUUAUCGAUUUGAUUGAAUACAUACAGGGCACGGCAGCAGUUUGUACACCUAAGAUGAAUUAUGUUGAGUUCCUUUUUUGAAUGAAUGUGUUGGGUGACUGCAGUUUUAUACAAGUGGUCUCAAUUGAAUUUAUAAUUGUAACUUAUUGAUCAUUAACUAAGUUUCAAAAAGAAUGGUACUGGUAAUAACCUAUUUAGGUAACACCAACGAAUUUGAAUAGAUUAGGAGCCAGCCUUUUACAUUGCAUUGUUUGUCGCCAAAAUUAGUAUUAGUGCAUACUUUUCACUCAUUUUACUACCAAUGCCUACCAAAGUGACAUUGCUGUAUCAAGAUAACAAUAAUCUGCCUUCAUUAGGCCUGUGCCUUUGCAAAUAAUGUAAGAGGUACCUUGUCUUAAAAUCGUCUUAUCAUAAUUAUCUGCAAACACUCGCACUUUCAAAAAAUAAUACUGGAAAUACGAAUUUAAUGACAACUGUCAAAAAAGUUACUUAUGUCAAGAGUACUUAUAGUAUGCACUUUCAUCCUCACAACAGACUAUGAGAGUUAGGAGAUCAACAAAUCCUCAAUUGGCUCCUUCUUCCUAGUCUGAAUUCGUUGGGUAAUACCAAAUGCAGUGAGCUGUUUGCCUGAAUCUCGAAUCUGUAAAAUUGAGAUCGUUAUGUAUAUUUUAGAAGAUUAUUUGAAAACAAGCAAAAUUUGGGUUUCAGUAGUUUAGAGAAAUAACAAUUUUUGUACAGUUUACACGCAAGAAUGAGAAUUUGAUGAGCUUCACUGUACUAAGGCACAAAAAUUCAACAUGUAACUUUAUUGCAUUUAUUAUUUAAUAUUUAUCUCGAUGGCCUUUUCCGCCGAUUAUAUGUAGUUCAGGAAUUAUUUGUAAGUUUGCCUGAAAAAUUUUGAUAAAACCCGAAAUAAUACUUUAUCAUGAUCCACAUUUUUAAAAAUUGAAAUAGCUACAUCUUAUACCUAGCAGAGGCUUCCUAAGAUUACUUCUAGUGGAAUUUUGGAAUAUAUGUGGCUCUCUUUUGUGUUAACAAGUUUCAUUAAAGAAAUUGUUAGGCAAACUUCUGUAGUCGUAAAUUCCGGGCUAACAUUGUAGAGGAUUUACAAGUUGUGAAAUAAGUUAGGUGGUUAUUUUCGUUUAUUUCAGUGAAAUCAUAAAGUUAAAUUGUAUUUUAUAACUUAAAUAUCUAGCAUAAAGUGUGAACGCCAUCUAUACACAGGGAAAAUUUAACAUAACAUUUUAUAAAAUCAGAUGAAAAUAAGAGGUUACUCAUAAACCUUAUCAACUUUUGGCAAAAAUGAAACAUUGAUUUUUUAUAAUUCCUGACGGACUUAAAUGCAGCAAGGUUCUUCUACCGGCUUUGUUAGUUCCACUAAAAAUAGUGCAAGUUUUUUCGAAGUCCCCGUGUAUAGAUAGCAGUAAAACAUGUCUAGAAUGCCAUAGCAAAUUUGUUUGAUUUUUGAGAGAUUUUACUUAUAUUCUAGCGUAAUUACCAUGCAAUGAAUGAUCAAAUGGUUUUUAAUUCACUUUAUAUGUACGCACAUUGUUAUCAUUACACAUAAUAGAUUAUCUGUUAGAUAUUGGUUGCUAUUAUAUUAGUUGAGUUUUGAAAUAUAUAUUAUAUUUUUUAAUGCAGAACCCAAAAGACACAGCAUCGCCCGUUUAUUUGCCAUUGGCAUAAUUUUCUCCUGUAUUUGUAAAUAAACGAUUUUUCAUUUAUUUUGACCGAAAAAAUAUGAAUCCUAUAUAAAUACAGGCCGGAGACGUUCUCUGGAGACACUCAUACCCUCAGAGAAGUUUAUUAAACCUUUUGGUACAAUUCAUCCAACAACCCUCAAAUCUAGUUGAAAAGUUUCUCGCUUGUAUUGUCGAAAUUUUGUAAAAUCCUGCUUACAUAUUCUUUGGUUAAGUGUGUAAGAAUGAAAAUAUUGAUUGUACAUAGAUACAUUUUGGCAUACCAUUUACAACAGAAGAAAGUACCCAUUACACAAUUUGUCAAGAACACGAUUGCGGCGGAUCUGGAUGAAUUUGUGGGUACUUUCAACAUAGUGGAGUUAGUCCGUUGUUAUAAAGGUAACUAAAUAUUUUUUUGGCAAAAAUACGGCUUUAUUCCAACAGUAUAUCUUUAUACUCAAGAAUUCUUGCACUAUAGAAUUACUUUAGCGACGCUUUUGUGCAAAAAAUUUCUUAAUGUACAGGUUGUAUCGAAAUUAGCAUGUAGUGAUUGAAUGAGCCUGAGACACAUGAUUGACGUGUAGUGUCAGUUAAGCAUGACGUAAUAUUGAAUAUCCACUCGUUACUGUACAGUAAUUUUGAUAUAAUUUCUGCUGAGUUUUGGGAGACUUCAUAUACAAACCUUACAUUGAGCCUUCAAUUCCUCAAAUGUUUACAGAAACAAAAGCAGAUACAGGCUGUCAUAAAUACGUUCCUGACACCAGAUCCUUUUUGACUGUCAUUUUUUUAAUUUUACAGUUAUCAAAUUUUGUUUCAAAAUACUUGUUUUUUCUUAUGCUCUUUAUUUUAUCUGCACUGCUCAAAUUAGAGCACGAUUUUGCUAUUUUUGGAUCAGAUUCUAACAUCGCUUCAGCUUUAUACUCAAAAAAUAAGCGUCAAUGUGAUAUUUAUUCUUUGCGAAUACAGAUCCUUAUGCAUAAAAUGCGAAUAUGAAUAUUUUUUCGAAUAUUCAUUACUCAAAUCCCGCCCUGCCCAUUUCCGUCCUUUGCUGUUAUAGGAUCUGCGUAGAAGUUUAUUUUCUCUGUGACUUCCUCUGGUACUUGUGUGAUCUCUAUUGGAUUUUUUCGUCAAGAUUCUUUAAGCUUCAUUAUAUGCACCACAUGCUGAUUCUGAGACAUUAUGUAUACAAUAUUACACCCAUCCGUCCUCUGUGUAUAAAUAUUUGAAAAAAAUUGUACGUUCAAGUGCACAAAAUAUAUUUACUUAUCAAUGUAUGUAACUCAAACGCCAUCUAUACCACCUCUAUUUUGACUCAAAUUUUUUAACGUUAGCAAUACUAUUUAACAAAUUAUACAAAAAGUAAACUAUUUCGCCAAUAUUUAGUAGCGCACCGCACUUUCACACUACUUCACAAAAUUGGAAGAAGUUAGAAGUAUUACCUGACUUUCAUUUUUGUCAAACAGUUUAAAGAACUGCAAGCAAGGUUAGGUUUGAUUAUUUCUUUUUCGAAAACUUCUACCAAAACUAUGUAAAAUUGCCACAUAAACAGUUUUAGAACUAAUAUUUAUUUUUAUAUUUGCAUUGUAUAUUUAUUUUACAUUGCAAUUCUCGUUGAUAAUUAUCUCUAAAUAUUUGAGAAAAUUUGAGUAUACGAAUCUGAUGAAAGUCAAGAACCACUGAAGGAUGUUUUUCGUCUUAAUUUUGUGGAAGAUUGUGUUAUUCCGCUAUAUUUUUAAGAUUAGAGGAUAUAACAUUAAAAUAUCCUUAGUAAAUACCUAGCUGUAUUUUUGCCUUUUCUUGUCUAAAUGGAUACUUGUCGAUUGGUCCAACAAUCGAAAUAUAACAUAGUACACUGCCACAAUGCAAAUUGUAUAUAUACUUGUUUUUUCUUUUGAUUGGUUUUUUUGUUUUGCUCACAGAUUUGGUUAGAGUGAAUAACAUGUAUUUCAUGGCCACUGCUUAUAUAAAAAUCAAAGGAAACUACGUCAAAAAAAUAUCAGUCGAUGCUCGGUUAUUCCCAACCGAGUUUCGAUACAGUUAUUAUUAAUACGUUUUAUGUUUAAAUAUUAAACUUUACUUCUAUUGCUUGCAAUUAUUUGAAUUCAUAAGAGUACGCAAGAAAUAUUUCAGUGACGUCAGUGUGAUAUUUGAGACACCAAGUAAAAUUUAAAAUAUUUUUUAUGUAAAUUAAGCAACACCUGUUAUCAGCCUAUGUGGUCGUGAAUACUUUCUCCUUUAAAAUGGAUGUACAUAUAUUUAUUAGGUGUAAGGAAAAUAUUAACUAAUAAAUAAUGGCAUAUCAAGAAUGUAUAAAGGUUAUCAAUACCAGUUAAUUUAGUUGACAUUGAAUACAACAUUAGCAAACGUUGAACUUCCCGCCAAAAUAAUAAGAAAAAUAUCGGCUCUAAAACUGACAGAUACGAGAUAUAACAAUAGUUCUCUAGAUAUAAUAGGGUGAAGAUUGUUUGCUAAUGUUCUAUGAGCCUAUGUUUCCUUUGAUCAAGUCUGAGAUAAUCUGUGGGUAAAUAAGAAAAAAACUGAUCCAAUGUACGUACUGAGUACCAAAUUUUGGGUAUGAAAGAUUUUAAAUCUGUUGGGUUGGCUGGAUUCAGCAGCCGAUUCGCAUUCUAUAUUGUACCUAGCGCAUAAUUUGCAUAAAUGAAAUAAAUGAUAAUUGAAA